Messenger RNA from Neltuma alba, 903 nucleotides. Its product is annotated as protein LURP-one-related 12-like. Bases 113 to 751 code for a protein of 212 amino acids. The transcript has 2 exons. The record is from RefSeq and is a predicted model, not a curated record. NCBI's taxonomy places the organism in Eukaryota, Viridiplantae, Streptophyta, Magnoliopsida, Fabales, Fabaceae.
CCCGUCACUCUGCUUCUCCGUUGUCUUGCCCGUCACUCUUUGGUUUCACUUCGACGUCCUCCUGGAGAUCUUUCGCAGAUUCAGGAAUUUACUGUACAGUAAACCCAACAGUAUGAAGUUGAAAGAGCCCUCUCUCCCCCAAGACUGCUAUGUCUUCAAACAAGAAACCCACCUCACUGUCCUCAAGACCUCCCUCUUCUUCGUCGGCGACGGCUUCACCGUCUACAACUCCCACGGCCAACUCGUCUUCCGUGUCGACUCCUACGGCCCCCAACCCCGCCUCCAAGAUCAAGUCGUCCUCAUGGAUCCCCGUGGCGGCUGCCUCCUCACCGUCCGCCGCAAGAGGCCGAGUUUGCAUCAACGGUGGGAGGGUUUUAGAGGGGAGAGGAUGGACGGGGACAAGCCGAUCUUCAGCGUGAAGAGAUCGUCGAUGAUCGGACGGUCGAAGACGACGGUGACGGUGGAGGUGUACGACGGAUCCGGGGAGGAGUACCAGAUCGAAGGGUGCUUCUCGCAGCGGAGCUGCAAGAUCUACAACGCCAAGAGGAAACUGGUGGCGGAGAUUCGACGGAAGGUGGAUCCCACCACAAGGGUGAUGCUGGGCAAAGAAGUGUUCUCGCUCUGCGUCAAGCCUGGAUUCGAUGGGGCCUUCGCCAUGGGACUCGUCCUGGUUCUUGAUCAGAUGAACGGUGACAGUUACAUUGAUAACGGAGCACCAGAGCGUGUGGUGCACCCUUCCGCAGAAGAUUAAGUACUCAGUCGCCCCUCUUACCCUGUUAAUUUGACACUAAUCUCUGGAUUUUGAGGAGUCCCUCUAGUUUUGACAUGGAAGCUCUUCAUGGUCACACCAUACCCGGCUUUUGUAAUAAACAAAUCAAAGCCAUAUUGUAUAUUUUACAGAGA